Messenger RNA from Hipposideros armiger (great roundleaf bat), 2769 nucleotides. It is a transcript of the gene IL9R, whose product is annotated as interleukin 9 receptor. Gene Ontology annotation, molecular function: interleukin-9 receptor activity; interleukin-9 binding. Bases 104 to 1561 code for a protein of 485 amino acids. The record is from RefSeq and is a predicted model, not a curated record. Gene Ontology annotation, cellular component: external side of plasma membrane. Gene Ontology annotation, biological process: immunoglobulin mediated immune response; cytokine-mediated signaling pathway. NCBI's taxonomy places the organism in Eukaryota, Metazoa, Chordata, Mammalia, Chiroptera, Hipposideridae. The transcript has 9 exons.
GGCCUGUGUCAGCCUGCCGAGCGAGGCCCACGUCACUGGUUGCUGCCGUUAUCUCCUCAUCUGGCUAAGGGGCUUGGCUGUGAGCACGGGGACAGUCCUUGCCAUGGGACCCAGCAGAUGCAUCUGGGAAGGUUGGACCUUGGAGAGUGAGGCCCUGAUGCGCAGGUUGGGUGUCUGGCUCCUGGUCUGCACCUGGGUCGGCGUGGGAGUCUCGGUGCCAGAGGACGGAGAAGGGCUCAGGGCUGGAACUCUCACCUGCCUCACCAACAACAUCCUCAGGAUUGAUUGCCACUGGUCUGCUCCAGAGCUGGGCCGGGGCCCCAGCCCCUGGCUCCUCUUCACCAGCAACCAGGCACCAGACACCAAGCACAGGUGUGUUUUCUGGGCCAGGACGUGCACUGUGGUGCUGCCACAAGAUGAGGUGAUUACGCCUUUUGACAACUUCACCAUCACGUUGCACCGUCACGUCUCCGGGAAGGAGCAGGUCAGCCUGGUGGACCCCCAGUACCUGCCCCGGAGACAUGUGAAGCUGGACCCUCCGUCUGACCUGCAAAGCAAUGUCAGCUCUGACGCCUGCGUCCUGUCCUGGAGUGUCGGUCCUGCCUUGGAGCCGCUGGCCUCGCUGCUCAGCUAUGAGCUGGCUUUCAAGAGGCAGGACCAGGCUUGGGAGCAGGCCCGGCACAAGGAUCACAUCGCUGGGGUGACCUGGCUCCUCCUUGAAGCUGUCGAGUUGGACCCUGGUUCCAUCUAUGAGGCCAGGCUGCGUGUCCAGAUGGCCACCCUAGACGAUGUCUUCAUGGAGGAGGAACGCUACGAGGGCCAGUGGAGCGAAUGGAGCCAGUCCGUGAGCUGCCCCUCCCCCCAGAGACCAGGCGCCCUGACCCCACCCUUGGGGCACCCCAACAGCACCCUAGUCGCUGUGUCCACCUUCCUCCUGCUGAGCUGCCUGACCUACCUCCUGUUCAAGCUGUUGCCCAGGGUGAAGAGAACCUUCUACCAGCAUGUGCCCUCUCCGGUGGCCUUUUUCCAGCCUCUCUACAGUGUGCACAAUGGGAACUUCCAGGCCUGGACAGGGGCCCACACAGCUGGGGUGCAGCUGAGCCAGGAAUGUGUCGGCGCCCCACAAGUAGCUUCGAAGGCCAGUGUCCGGGAGGCCAUCGCGUUGCUUACCUAUGACUCGGCGGACGCCUGGCCACCUGUGGCCCUAGAAAAGGAGGAGGAGGGCACUGGUACUGGCCUCCCGACGGAUGUGUUGCCAGCAGACCUGGAGUGGGGAGGGCCGCCACCUGCCUAUCUGCCACAGGAGGAGUGGGGCCCUGCGAGCUCCGCCAGGCUAGCUGCCCUGCAGUCAGAGGGCAGUAGCAGCGACUACUGCGCCCUGGGCUACUAUGGGGGGUGCCAGCCCUUGACUUUCCCAGGAAACACGCUGAGCUCUGGGCCCAUUCUGGCCUUCGCCUGCGGCCCAUUCUGCAACGAGCAGAGCCUGGACGCCUGGCAAGGAGGUAGCUGUGUGAGAGCUGGUCACAGUCAGAGGCAAGACCCUGGUGACCAGGCGGCAUGAGGACCUUGGGGGUGCUUUCCUCCCCCCUGCCCUUUGGCAGACAGUGGGCUCGGUCCUGAAAGUUCUAGAGCCCUGACUCAGCCAGCUGCAUCACGUCCAUUGUGGGGAAAACGGACUAAAGUCUCAGGAGCUGACCCUUGACCGGGACUGGCCCUUGUGUGGAAGGCCGCCUGUGCAGCGGUCACCUGUCCUGUCCGGAUGGAAGCAAGAGACCCCUCUUCCCUUCUCUCCACUUAGUACCUGUGGGGUGGGGCCUCUGCCCUCAGCACCCCGCCAACAACCGCACCCCCAGUUCCCUCCCUGCUUUCUGGCUUGACCCCAGGCCCCUCUGACAAGAGGGCUAUUGGCCCCACAGCCUGUUCUGCCCUCACGCCCUUAAAGGGCCAGCCUGGGCCCCGGGGACACAGGUGAGAUGUCGCGACUAGGCUGAGUGUCAUCGUUGCCUUCCUGGGGUAUCUUUCCUAGUGAGAUUAAAAGGCAUAAAGUGGCUGUUCCAAAUUGCUAAUGGAUGGGAGAAGGGCCCAGAGGAUGUGUGAGGGUGAGGGGUCUGGCUCUUCCUGGGCUUUCUGGGCUCCCGUGGAGACUCAGUGACCAGCUCCAGCGAGGCCAGCCCCUGCCCCUCCUUGUCCUCCUCCUCCCGUGGACCCCAGGCAGCUGAGAGCUGUGGCCAGAGUUACCAGAUAGUCAAGCUGGAAAUGACCAGCCAGCAGUGGCUUUGGCCUGUGAAGGGCCCUGCCUCCACCUCUCCCCUGUGGUCUGAAGAGAGAGUGAUGGGCAGAGCAGAGGGUGCCUGUAUCAGUCUCCUGGGGCUGCCAUAACCAGGUGCCACAAACGAGAGGGCUGAGAGCAGCAGAAAUCUGUUGUCUCACGGUUCUGGAGGCUGGAAGUCUGACAUCUAGCAGGGCCAGGAAGGUGCUGGGGGAAUCUGUUUCAGGGCUGUCUCCAGCUUCUGGUAGUUCCUUGGCUUAGAACAACAUAGCUCCAAUCCCCACACGGCGUUUUCUCUGUGGGGGAGUCUCUGUCCAAAUUGCCCCUUUUUAUAGCAACACAAUCAUUGUGGAUUGGGGUUCAUUUGAAUGACUUCAUCUUGUCUUGGUCAUCUAAAAAGACCCUGUUUCCAUAUAAGUUCACAUUCACAGGGACUAGGGGGUCAGGACUUCAACAUAGGAAUUUUUGUUUUGUUAAUUUUUUUAUUGGGGAACAGUGUA